CUCAGAGAGACGCUUACAGUCUGUGUUGUGUUCUGUUCCUACAUGCAUUUGUUAGAAGGAGCCCUCCAGCAGUACCGACCAUAUAAAGUCCAGCCCAGGAAAUGGCCAACUUCAGCCUCAGCAGGUUGCACUUUCAGUGCUGCUUCAUAUUACUCGGCAUGUCUGUCGUUAUCUAUGUGAUUGGCACCUUCUUUGAGGGCUCCAAAGUGUGGCUCAACAGUUUCUCCAUGUUCCAAACAGCCAACAAUCACACACUAAUAAAUGUAACCCAUCUCACAAUAUAUAACGAAACGGUCAACCAACAGACAUCUGAAGCCAUACACACAGAAAUAACUACACUGAGCAGAGACAACCUGACAGACAUGCUCAGUACGAAGUCCAUGACAACUGUUCCAGUGAAAGAAGCAUCAUCCAUCCAAUACCAUCAAGCAUACCCACGCAACUACCGCUUCAUCAUAGAUGAGCCCCAUAAGUGUGAUCAAGAAAAACCGUUUCUGGUCCUCAUGGUCCCGGUAGCGCCACACGAACUGGAGGCACGCAACGCCAUCCGGAGCACAUGGGGUAAUGAGAGUGUGGUCCAAAAUAAAACCAUCACUGUGAUCUUCUUGCUGGGAUUGCCUGGGAACGAGGCCGAGAAACAACAGGAGGAACUGAAGCUGGAAAGCCAGCGGUACCACGAUGUGGUCCAGAGUGACUUCAUGGACACCUACAUCAACUUGACGAUAAAGACCACAGUAAUCAUGGACUGGCUGGCCACACAUUGCCCGCAGGCAUCCUACGCCAUGAAGGUCGACUCUGAUAUGUUCUUGAAUCUGGAGAACUUGAUGAACAUGUUGCUGGCACCUGAUACGCCGAAGGAAAACUACAUUACGGGAAGGGUUAUGUGGAACAUACCAGUCAUCCGGAACACAAAUUCAAAGUGGUACGUGCCAAAGGAAUUAUAUGCUGAAGACUACUACCCAACAUACCUGCUGGGGAUGGGUUAUAUCUUCUCCAAUGACCUUCCAGAGAAGAUUGUUGAGGCCUCGAAAGAAAUAACGGCAUUUAACAUUGAGGAUGCAUAUGUGGGUGCCUGUGUAAAACGAAUAGGAGUUUCACCUUCAAGCCCUCCCAAUCCCUCCCAGUUUAAGGACUAUUUUAGUGGAACGUAUAAUCGAGAAGAGUUUGCCAGUGUGAUCACCACCAUCCUUCAAUCCCCACAGCAGUUGAUCACAUUCUGGCAGGACCUAAAGAGGCCUACAUGAGGGUCUUGGAGGGAAAAGUCAAAACUGAUAUUUGGUAUAUCGUUGUAAUGAUUUUGGAUUAUGUGUAUGGUAAACCCCCAUAUCUUCUCAAUAUGUAUUUAGAACUCAUUCAUAGUACAGACUCUUUUCAGACAAAUUUUCCAGCUCAAACAAUGGGCCUCAUUCACCAACCAUUCUUAAGAAGAAAUUUCGGUCUCACUUUAUAUAAAGUGUCUCU
This is a messenger RNA of Pygocentrus nattereri (red-bellied piranha), 1461 nucleotides long. Its product is annotated as beta-1,3-galactosyltransferase 2-like. The record is from RefSeq and is a predicted model, not a curated record. Lineage: Eukaryota; Metazoa; Chordata; Actinopteri; Characiformes; Serrasalmidae. Bases 102 to 1244 code for a protein of 380 amino acids. Gene Ontology annotation, cellular component: membrane. The transcript has 2 exons. Gene Ontology annotation, molecular function: N-acetyl-beta-D-glucosaminide beta-(1,3)-galactosyltransferase activity.